Molecule: messenger RNA, 1015 nt
Organism: Pecten maximus
Lineage: Eukaryota; Metazoa; Mollusca; Bivalvia; Pectinida; Pectinidae
Product: EKC/KEOPS complex subunit LAGE3-like
Exons: 3
Coding region: 117-392 (91 amino acids)
Cellular component (GO): EKC/KEOPS complex
Source: RefSeq, a predicted model, not a curated record
UUACUUUGUUUAGUUCCGGUGUAAGAUGUAGCCUCCUUAUUUUUUUUAUUUUGUGCAGUAGUUACUGUUUACAGACCUAUUGUCAAAAACUGAGCUUAUGGUGAACUGAAGACAACAUGCAGCAGAAAUCAGAAUACCUAUCCAUAAAUCUCUGUGUGCCUUUUCCAUCCAAUGAAGAGGCAAAUAUUGCCUAUGGAUCGCUGAGUGUAGACAAGGAACCCAAAAGAGGAGGAGGAAAAAAGACCAUGGAAGUCAAAGACAACCAACUCCACGUCCAUUUUGAAGCAAAGGAAGCAAAGCUCUUACGUGUCAGUGUGAAUUCAUUUUUUGACUACCUGAAUUUGGUGGUGCAGACAAUGGAUCAGUUUGGGCCACCUUUGCCUGCCACAUAGUAGUUUCGGACAACUGGACAGUAUCUGUGUGACAUUGAUUACAUCAUGGCAGCUACCAUUCUGUGGAAUAAGAAAUCUUGGUGUAAAUGAUUUGUAGAGGACAUUUCAUGACUGUUUAUGUUUAUAAGUGUCUUUUGUUGCAUAAUCACUAAACAUUGAGUCAUAUAACAAAACUGAACACUUACUUUGGUGUAUCUUUACUGGAGCCAGAAAUUUCUGGAUGUGGACUGUUACAUGUACAUGUAUAUUCCUAGGAUGAAGAACACCAAAGUAACUUGUGAACUGAAAUGACUUUGACCCAAAUUCACUGUCACAAGGUCUAGGGUCAAUUUUGUUAAAACCCUCCAGCAUUUUUUUCUGAUUAACUAAAAGAACUGAAAGGCCCAGGGUCAUGUUAUUUGGCUGAUAGCUUCUUGUGAUGAAGUCCAACAAAAUUUACUAAGGAGGAAUGAUGUUAACCCAUUUUAUUUUCAAGAUCACGGGGGUCAAAUGUGCUAUGAUUCUAAUAGUUGUUUUUUUUUCUGAAAAACCAAUACAUGGAUCCCAAGGUAAAAGAUGUUAAUUAAAUAGGUAAUAUACAUGAACAAAGGUGUACUGUUUUUCAUCAGUGACCUAAAUAAACU